AGUAAUUUGAUACUUUCUGUAAAAGAGUUUGAUGACGAAGUUUAUGCGGAUCAAUGGCAGAACCAACUCCUUUGUAGCAAAUCAUUUAUCCGAGUCUCUACAAUGCUUGGCUAGCACAUUAAGACGUUGGAGAAGUGGCCAACCUUCAGAAUCCUGGGAGGCUCAUAAGGCAGCAAUCCAAGCACUCAUAAAGCUGCCUUCAGGCGAGCUUGUUACAGGUUCAAGUGAUACAACUUUAAAACUUUGGAGAGGAAGCAAAUGUACACAUACUUUUGUUGGGCAUACAGAUCAAAUAUAGGCUGAUGCACUUGUUCUGAGGGGGAUCAGUUGCACAUUUGAGGAAGGGCACAAAAUACGUAUUGUUGGCAGAAUUG
Messenger RNA from Quercus lobata, 374 nucleotides. RefSeq names its product phospholipase A-2-activating protein-like. Lineage: Eukaryota; Viridiplantae; Streptophyta; Magnoliopsida; Fagales; Fagaceae. Gene Ontology annotation, biological process: ubiquitin recycling; proteasome-mediated ubiquitin-dependent protein catabolic process. Gene Ontology annotation, cellular component: cytoplasm; nucleus. Gene Ontology annotation, molecular function: ubiquitin binding. The transcript is spliced from 4 exons. Bases 32 to 298 code for a protein of 88 amino acids. The record is from RefSeq and is a predicted model, not a curated record.